CAUAGUACUACAGUUGUUACAAAGUCGUUAACUUGAAUAGAACGCAAUGAGUUUAGCUGGUAAAGUUGUUAUUGUAACCGGUGCGAGUUCUGGCAUUGGUGCCGCCGCAGCUAAGGCCUUUGCCCAGCACGGUUCCAAAGUGGUGAUUACAGGACGAAAUGAAGCUAAUUUAAAAGCUACCGAAGCUGCCUGUAAAGCAGCCAACAGCAAAGUGGAACUACUACUUAUCGCCGCCGAUGUUACGACAGACGCUGAGAAGAUUAUCAAAAAAACAAUUGACAAGUUCGGACAAUUAAAUGUGUUGGUGAAUAAUGCUGGGGUGGGUGAAUCGGGUGCAAUCCUGGAUAUUGACGUUGAGCAAUUUGAUCGUGUGAUGAACACAAAUGUGCGUUCGGUCUUCCUGCUAACUAAAUAUGCGGCACCACAUCUGAUUAAGACCCAAGGUAAUAUCGUGAAUGUCUCCAGCGUCGCAGGAUUGCGUUCGUUCCCCAAUAUUUCUGUCUACUGCACCUCCAAAGCGGCAUUGGAUCAAUUCACCAGAUGUAUCGCCUUGGAUUUGGCGCCGAAAAAUGUGCGUGUGAAUGCCGUAAAUCCCGGUGUGAUUGUCACAGAAUUCCAUAGACGUUUAGGAAUGGCGGAAGCAGAUUAUGCUAAAUAUUUGGAGCACUCGAAGUCUACGCAUGCAUUGGGUCGUGUCGGCGAACCGAAAGAAGUGGCUGAUGCUAUUAUUUUCCUUGCUAGUGAUAGUUCAAGCUUUAUAACGGGCGUAACUCUGUCGGUCGAUGGUGGCAAACAUGCCAUGUGCCCACGUUAAUAUUACUUAGAAAUGUAAUUUAAUGAUUUUAACAAUGUACCUAAAUAAAUAUAUACAUAUAAAAAUGUGCUCUAAAAUAA
Messenger RNA from Bactrocera dorsalis (oriental fruit fly), 894 nucleotides. RefSeq lists its product as uncharacterized. The coding region runs from base 47 to 814 and encodes 255 amino acids. Gene Ontology annotation, molecular function: oxidoreductase activity. Lineage: Eukaryota; Metazoa; Arthropoda; Insecta; Diptera; Tephritidae. The record is from RefSeq and is a predicted model, not a curated record. The transcript has a single exon.